Helobdella robusta is the source of this 612-nucleotide messenger RNA. RefSeq lists its product as hypothetical. Lineage: Eukaryota; Metazoa; Annelida; Clitellata; Rhynchobdellida; Glossiphoniidae. The record is from RefSeq and is a predicted model, not a curated record. The transcript is spliced from 3 exons. The coding region runs from base 1 to 612 and encodes 203 amino acids.
AUGGACAUGAACAACAUUAACAACAAAACACUUCCAACUGGGAGUUGCUCAUUUGGAGAAACAACUCAAACUAGCAUAGAUUAUAAAAAAAGAAGCCGAAGAGGAGAUGAAGAUUUUAAAACGGCAAUGAACAAGAACCCUGACAAAGAAAAAAUUUCAGAAGAUGAUGCUGAUGGAAAAACGUACAAGCCCUGUCUUUUGGACAAAAUAUGCCAACUGAAAAAAGAGCUGAAAGUUUAUAAAGCUAAAAACGAGGCUUUAGAAGCGGAAAAAAGUUUUAGGAAUAUUUACUAUAAGGUCGAUAACAGCAACAUUAAACACAUCAACAACCUGGACAUCAACAACAACCCCAUUGACAUCAACAACAAUCUGGAUGUAAACUGCGAACAUAACAUCAACAACAACGUUGACAUCAACAACAAUAACCUUAUCAUCAACAACAACAUCGACGACGACUGCAGGAACAUCCCCAACAAAAUCGACUAUAACAACAUCAAUGACAACAGCAUCAAUGGCAACAACAACCAACAAAUCCUAUUAGACGAACUGAAUUUCAUGCCUUACAAAUACGUCGAAUCCAACGAUGGAAACGUCAUAAUAAUUCAAGACUAA